AUGAAACAUCGUGGUGUUUUUGCACUUCAGGACUGUAGCAAAGCUUGGAGGAGAGCAGAGGCGAAGGUUCGUCGUUUGGUGAAGCCAACCUCUCGUUCCAAGACGGUGGCUUCUUCACCGGACAUUGUGUCCAGAUGGGAUGCCGGGGGGGAUUUGAGGAAUGACCUUAUCCGGACAAUGAUUCAGUGCGAGGGGCAGAAGGACGUCUGGAAGCGCACUGUGGAGAUUCAGAUCAUCAAGAGUAAGUCUAAUGAGCUAACGAUUGUGCAGAGGAUCAAGAAAGUCAUCAAGUUUUGCACCCACCCGAAGCGCAUGAAGACCCACACCAGGCGGGAUAAGUACGAGAAAGAGAAAAUCGAGUAUUGGGUGGAGGAGGAGACAAAGGGGAGCUACAAGGUCACUUCAUCAGAAGCAUGGAAUGACAAACGGGAGAUCGAUGCCACCGAGGGACUGGAUCUCGAUGAGGAGAGGAGCCAGGCCGAAGGCACGGAUGAUGAAGACAGUGAACAUGAUGAUGAGGACAGUGCUUCAUCCUCCUCACAUGAGUCGGGUUCAACACCCUGCAAGAAGAGAAAGCGAGCAUCAAGCAAGAAAUCGAAGAAGUCAAAGAAAAGCAAGAAGGAGAAGAAGGCAAAGAAGAGCAAGAGCAAGAGCAAGAGAUGCAAGAGUUCGGCUUCUUCCAAAGGGAGCCCAAAGAAAGAAGACCUCGACGAGGAGACCAGAACCGAGGCGAUCGACAACGCUACGGAGGUGAUGCAGCAGCUCCUUCGUGUGCAGGCAAAGGUGGAAGUUUGUGCGGGAAAGCUAGAGUCUUUGAAGACCGUUCACGAUUAUGCUACCCAGCUGUCGGAGUAUCAUGACAAGUUGGCCGACAUCCGGGCAUCCCAUGCUGGAAGCAAGAAGUCCUUUUGUGACAAGUCGCUCGCGCAGCUGCAGCAGAUCGUUGUGGAUGCCGGGUGUGCCAGGUUUCACAUGGAAGACAACAAGCUCAAGAGGACUUUGCUGAAAAAGGCCAAGUCCGAUGGGGCUCUCGGUGCCACUGCUGAGCCCAAGUCUCAUGCUAAGCCCAAGAAAGGCAAAGGCAAGAACAAGAACGGCCGACCGGCUGCCCUAGUGCGAAGCGCCAACGACGAGCUGGUCCUGUGGCCCAUGCGAUUGCACAGACUGUGGCAGCUGGUUAGCGAGGCACACGCUUGCAAAAUCGCAGAAGCUAUGCAUCGAGAGCUGCAGGACCACCCGCUUAUCGAGUCCUCCAGCUUUAUUUCGCGGCUCCAAAAUCUUCAUACCACUGGGCAUGACAACCGGAUGCCCAAUGUUUUAAAAGAUUAUGGUUUGCAAGCAGAUAUUCCUACGACGCUUGUUCCGAUUGGCCUCAAGCAUCCACACCCUGUGCUGCGACUACGAGAUGCAGUGGAAACUUUCGAUAAGGCUGGCAAAAUACACCAUUUGUUUGCAGGGAAUGGACCCACACAGUUGAAGGAAUUCUGGUGCAAACUGCGAAAGCAACACCCUGGCUACGAUGUGUUCGCCACCCAUGGCGAUAAGCUACAUGCAUGCUUGCCCAUGAUGCUACACCUGGACGAGGGUACAAGCCACAAGAAAAAAGGCAUUAUGGUGUUGUCGGCACAGAUAGUGUGUGGAAAGGGUUCCCGUCGAAAUGUGGGCCAUAAUUUCCUUGGCUCGACAUAUCUAUCGCGACUGCUCUUUUCUGCAUUGUUGGCGAGGACCUACACCAAGAAAAAAUCGAUACUGUAUUCUCUUUUCGAGGAAUGGACUCGAGACUUGGAGGACUGCUAUCGAAACGGUAUCAAGAUUUCUGGUGUUCCUGGAACCAACAAUCUGUAUCCUGUGGUGCUGGCCUGCAAGGGCGACUGGCCUGCACUUACGAAGGCAGGUCGUUUGCUCCGGCAUCACCUACGGGAUGCUCCAGCAGCCGAGUUCCCGCCUGGAAUUUGUCAUCUUUGUCGAGCCGGCCAGGCCGGCUACCCUUGGAAUGCAUUCGAGUCCAACUCGGCAUGGAUGCAUGGGGACAACCCUCUUCCCUGGACUACGCCUUCUCCUUUGUCAAGGCUUGCUCAAGACAAGCUGAAUCCAGCGAGCUUCUUUGCGAUUGACACAUUCCACGUUUGCCACAAAGGUGUGGUUGCUGACUAUGUUGCUUCGGCUGCUGAACCCUAG
This is a messenger RNA of Symbiodinium sp. CCMP2592, 2178 nucleotides long. The record is from the annotation of a GenBank genome assembly. Lineage: Eukaryota; Dinophyceae; Suessiales; Symbiodiniaceae.